AUGGAUAAUCCUAAAACAUGUGCAUCCUUAAGUUUGACUCAACAAGAAUACCUUCAGCAAUACAUUCAACAGCUCGAAGCUUCUUCCCAAAAUGUUAAAAUUAUUAGGUCGCUUAGAACCCUGUGGUUCCCAAGAUUUCUGGAUCUCUGUAAAGCCCGUCUUUCUGAAGUUGUUGAUCCACCCGUGGAAUUCAGCGAAUACAAUCCCUCAAGAUAUCAGAGAACGAAAUUCAGACAAUUUGACAACACAGAUCUCUACACUGAGGAACCCUCUCGCAUUUAUGAUGCUGUUGUUUCCUUAAUGCAAUAUAUAUCGUCUGAAGACCUACUCCAAACUCCUCUGAUAUUUCGAAAAAGUGGAAAUAUCAGUCGACAGCGGGAUCUAAGUAAACAUCUAUUAAAUGGAGAAGCUGUGGCCUUUCCCUUCUACUCAACUACCUUGACUGAAUCCUCUUCCGUAUCCAUAUUAACAACACCUACAUCUAUAAAGCAAUCCUGGAAUCGAAUGACAAGAUCAAAGUCCUCAAAGAUAACCCCAUCUAAAUCAGAGACAACAAUCGAUAAUGGCGGUGAAUUGAAUGCCCACGAUUAUGCUAAUGUUUUGAAGACUGUCCUUAGAGAAAUGCCCGAACCAAUCCUAACCAAAGAUCUCCUACCAAUUUAUAUUUCCGUGUCAAAACUUACCUCAGCAAAUGAAAAUCUAACUGAAUUGGAUUACAAAUUAGUUAGAGCAAAACAGCAAUCCGCAAUUAGGAUUCUAUCAUGGCUUCUACCGAUGAACAAUCAGCAUCUACUCAGGAGUCUGCUCGAUUUACUCACACAAACCCUGGCACAUUCAGAUGUCAACAGCAUGUCUGCUGAAAGCCUUGGUACGAUAUUCGGCCCUCUCCUAUUUGCUCCUUCUUGUAGGUCACAUAACGAUUUGCACAAAGAUUACGACUCGCUAAAUGCUCUCGCGACAGUGAUGAUUGAACAAGGAUCUGAAGGCGUAUUUGCAAUUCCUCUGCGCUUAUUCAACGAUAUCAAGAAGAUUGUCAAUUCAGAAACCUUUCUUCGAAUGAUUACCUCUAGAGACUCGGGUUUGGACUCCUGCUCAUUGGAAUCGUCAAUAAGUGCAGAAGACGUGGACAUGUAUACAGAUAUCGCAUUUGCUGAAAGGUGCAAUAAUAUUGAAUCUCCUACAUGGAAACAGGCAACUCAAGACUCGAUAGAUCAGCUUAUCAAAAAAAUCAAUGGUCUUCCGGAUUCUCAUCCAAGAAAGUCUUAUUAUCUUCGUGCAUUAUGCAAUAAUAGCGAGGUUGAGUCUGAGAGUUUCUUCCAGAAAGCUACAAGAUCCUUCUUCAACUCCUGCAAAACACCGUCGAAACAUUCAGCUACAAAGAUGUUGCUCGGAGCCUCAGCUGUGACACCCUCGAAUCCUGAAAGAAUUAAAAUUUCCUGUUGUCCAAUAGGUUCAGUAUUGUCAGCGUCAAAGAAAAGACGUGUGGAAAGUGGGAUAAAGAAGAAAGAAUCCGUGCUCCAACCCGAAAAUAAGAAACUCAGGUGCGCUGCUGUUCAGACUGAUCUCUCCUUAGGCUCUAGUGUUCUACUUCAAAUGCCGGUGAAGAGAAAUUAUGGCCGGUCGAAAGUGGAAAAAGUCGAUAUUUCUUUCCCUCACCAUGACAACAUGAAAGCUAGGCAUUCUUUAUAA
Rodentolepis nana is the source of this 1689-nucleotide messenger RNA. The record is from the annotation of a GenBank genome assembly. NCBI's taxonomy places the organism in Eukaryota, Metazoa, Platyhelminthes, Cestoda, Cyclophyllidea, Hymenolepididae.